AUGGCGUUGGACGAGGAGCACAAGGCGUCUGUGCCAGACAGCGAGAUCAACAAGCUGGCGGCGAGGCCCAGGCGGCCUCUGACCCUGGCUGAUCUGGUCAAACAUGGCAAGCCGCCGUUGUCAGAAGAGGCACUGAUCGCGUCUGCGAACUUCACGCUGUCUCUAUUACCCGCCCGACUUGCACACCGAAUCACUGCUCUCCGCAAUCUCCCCUUUAUCGUUGUCUCGAAUCCAUCCGUGAACAAGAUAUACAACAACUAUUUGCACUCUCUGUCCACUCUCGAGCCGUUCUACUCACGUGAGAUCACCACCAUUGAGGAUGAGUACAAGUUCACGGAGCUGAUGGCCGAUCUGGUCAGGACUCAUUCGAAUACCAUACCUGUGUUAGCCAAAGGCUUCUUGCAGUGCCGCAAGUACGUCGACCCGGUGGAGGUCACUCGCUUUCUGGAUCAACAUCUCCGAGCUCGGAUUGGCACUCGACUUGUCGCGGAGCAGCAUCUGGCACUUCACGUAGCGUCUACAGACCAUCCGGAAGAGCAAUGCGACGACUCCCAUAUUGGCGUCAUCGACACAGCUUUGAAGCCGGCCGACAUUGUACUCUCGUGCCAGAACUUCGUCGGCGAGAUUUGUGAACUCAAGUACGGCGUGCGUCCGUCGUUGAUCAUCAAUGGCGACCCAGACGCCGAGUUCGCUCACAUUCCUAUGCAUCUUGAGUACAUCAUUACAGAGCUGCUCAAGAACGCCUUCCGAGCAACCAUCGAGUCUGGGAAUGAGAAGCAUCCCAUAGAGGUCACAAUUGCAGCUGCACCAGAUGUGCCAUCAACGAGCACCAAGCUAGAGUCUCUGAGGCAACUUCAGCUGUCGCACGAGAAAUCCUACGACUACUCCCUCUCAGGACUAGAGGAGUAUUGUGCAGAUCCGGACAUCGUUGAGCCACUGAAUCACGUUGCUCCUUCCAUUACUUUGCGCAUUCGCGAUCGAGGAGGAGGGAUCUCCCCGGAGACACUACCGAAUAUUUGGAACUACAGCUUCACCACGUUCAGCAACGAAGAUGCGGCGUCAGUCGACAACGGUAACAGUGAUGGCUUGAACGCCCUUUCGGAGAGUGGCAGUGAUCAAAGUACCAUUGCUGGAUUAGGCUACGGUCUGCCGCUAAGUCGUGCAUAUGCUGAGUACUUCGGUGGUGGCAUCGCUGUACAAAGUAUGCAUGGAUUUGGCACGGACGUAUAUCUGUCGCUGUCUGGGGUGGGCAAAGUCAAAUGA
This is a messenger RNA of Cyphellophora attinorum, 1263 nucleotides long. RefSeq names its product [3-methyl-2-oxobutanoate dehydrogenase [lipoamide]] kinase, mitochondrial. The record is from RefSeq and is a predicted model, not a curated record. The coding region runs from base 1 to 1263 and encodes 420 amino acids. Gene Ontology annotation, molecular function: pyruvate dehydrogenase (acetyl-transferring) kinase activity. Gene Ontology annotation, biological process: regulation of glucose metabolic process; protein phosphorylation. Gene Ontology annotation, cellular component: mitochondrion. The transcript is spliced from 3 exons. Lineage: Eukaryota; Fungi; Ascomycota; Eurotiomycetes; Chaetothyriales; Cyphellophoraceae.